Messenger RNA from Racocetra persica, 1225 nucleotides. NCBI's taxonomy places the organism in Eukaryota, Fungi, Glomeromycota, Glomeromycetes, Diversisporales, Gigasporaceae. The record is from the annotation of a GenBank genome assembly.
UGGCAAUGCAGCAACCACUGCAAAACGAGAUUGGGUAGCGUUUAAUAUCGGUGACGUGGAGAAUAGUAGAAUAAGUUUGGCAGUCCAAGAUCUAUGGAUAGAACUGGAUAUUUUGCAUCAAUGGCAAAAAUUAGCAGACUAUCUUUCUAAAGAUCAUUCCUUGAUAAAUCAAAGUCGGACAUCUAAGGGUGGUGGCAUAAGUGUUGAUACUAUAGAAGAAUGCUAUCAUCUAAGCGAACAGGAAGAAACUGUAUUAGUACAGGUUUUUGUCAAAUGCUUGCAAUUAAUUCUUUCAGAUAAUACGACUAAAGACAAAAAGAAGACGGAAACCCAAAUCGACGAAACGCGUGACGAAAUUUCGAGAAAUAUGGUGACCAAUUUACCUAAGUUUUUGACAAAAUAUGCACCUGAUGCAGGUCGAAUAGCUGAGGUUCUACGGAUACCUAUAUUGAUGAAUCUAGAUGUAUAUUCCGAUCUGCGUAUUCACAAGGCCUAUGAGGUGCUUGUCGAAGAUAUAGUGAAGCUUUAUCUAAAACACACACAUCCAGUUGUUCUUUCACAUGCUGCCACAACAUUUCAACAUAUGAGACAAUAUAAAAAUUUUGCAUCAAUGACAGAGACGAGACUUGGAGAAUUACAAGAAGAAGUUAUUAAGACAUUCCUCAGGGAAUGUGAGGAUAAGGACUUAUUGACAAUGGGCCUUACUAGUGAUCAAGUUCAUUCACUUUGUGUAGCAUUGAAUCGCAUAGAACAAUUAAUCACAGUUGUGAAUUUUAUCGAUGCUGUAGAGGCAUGCGAUGAUAAUAACAAGAAUGUUUAUAAUUGCAUUAUACGGUUAGUCAGAAGAGGAUUACUAGGGAAUAUGGAGGAAGAAAAGAUUGUAUCGUCGGCAAUUAAUUUUCUUUGGUAUUACAUAUUAUGGAAAGUCGUAAACAUUUUUCCAAAUGAACUUGUUGUAGAAGAUAUAUCUCUUGAUGUAUUGAACGAUCUAAUUGAAAAAAGAGAUCAGAUCGUCCAGACAUUAUUUGAUGUUGGAAUAUCAUAUGGAUCCCAAGCAUUACACAGUGUUAAGUCAACGGCGCUUCGAACGUUUGGUAAUAUGUAUUGGCUAUUUUCAAGUGAUAUAUUUCACCAUUCGAAUGAAAAAAUCAGAAUUAUGGACGUUAUUGGUACCCUCCUCCGAGGUGUCAGGGGCGGCUGGCUUAAUAUUUCACAUGCUGCAAUC